Molecule: messenger RNA, 1103 nt
Organism: Cololabis saira (Pacific saury)
Lineage: Eukaryota; Metazoa; Chordata; Actinopteri; Beloniformes; Belonidae
Product: histone H2B
Exons: 1
Coding region: 5-379 (124 amino acids)
Cellular component (GO): nucleosome
Molecular function (GO): structural constituent of chromatin; protein heterodimerization activity; DNA binding
Source: RefSeq, a predicted model, not a curated record
AAACAUGCCUGAACCCGCCAAGUCCGCGCCCAAGAAGGGCUCCAAGAAAGCCGUGACCAAGACCGCCGGGAAAGGCGGCAAGAAGAGGAGAAAGAGCAGGAAGGAGAGCUACGCCAUCUACGUGUACAAGGUGCUGAAGCAGGUCCACCCCGACACCGGCAUCUCCUCCAAGGCCAUGGGCAUCAUGAACUCGUUCGUCAACGACAUCUUUGAGCGCAUCGCCUCUGAAUCGUCUCGUCUGGCUCACUACAACAAACGCUCCACCAUCACCUCCAGGGAGAUCCAGACCGCCGUGCGCCUCCUGCUGCCCGGGGAGCUGGCCAAGCACGCCGUGUCCGAGGGAACCAAGGCCGUCACCAAGUACACCAGCUCCAAGUAGACCAACACCCAAUACAAACCAACGGCUCUUUUAAGAGCCACACACACAAUCUGUGGAGCAAAUUUUAUUUAUUAAUUUAAUAGUAUGAAAGAGAGAUCUAACUUUUAAUUUUAAGUUCUUAUUGAUAUGUUAAAGAACAAACCAACCUGUAAAUAACAGGUUAAAAAAAUUAAAUGGUCAUGUGAUUGUGGAGGAUUUGAUUAUGAAUGCACAUAGUGACUUUUAGGUAUAUGAUCAGUGUUGUGUGGAAUUUGCUGGUUUGGUAAUGUCACAACUUUGGACCUGUAGCAUCCAUGACUAAUUAACAAGAUUCAUUUAAGAAUAGACUGAUGUAAAGUUUUGUCUGUUAUGGUUUUACUGAAUAAAAAAUGUAAUUGUGAAACUAACCAAAUAAUCCUGGACCUUCCUAACCUAUGUCUGUGUACCUACAUCAUUGAUGAGAUAAUUGCCUUUUAAAAUUAUAAAGAGAAAAUGUAACAUUUGUAGAUUGUAGUUCACAAUUACAAGAUUAUCCUGUAUUGAACAGAUGUGACAUCACUGGUGUGGUGGUCCUGCAUCAGGUCUGGUCAUUUUAGCUCAACUUUUCUUUUAUCAGUUGCCAGCAUACAGUACCGUUGUUGUUACUCAGCGCUUUAAAAGCAACCUAGCUUUUUAUUCUUGGCAGUAUUUCAAAGGGUGACCAAGCUUAAAGUGAUGUAACUGAAAUGUCAUUCAUGGGAUCAAA